AUGUCGUUCAAGUUGAACUGGAACGCGAUCGAAAAGGACUCCUUUCUUUCGUACGCACGGGAGUUGCUAGAGGAGGCAUUGAACUCGGGAAAGAGACCUGCGAUUUUGAGUGAUGAUAUCAGGAUUGUGGCAUUGAACUUUGGCACGAUUGCGCCGAUCUUUCAGAUCUUGGAAAUUGGAGACUUGGGGGUGGAUAAGUUCAGAGGGAUCUUCAACUUCAAAUACCAUGGGGAUGCGUCCAUCACGGUGACGACGAAGAUCAGUGCUAGUUUGCUCAAGAACUACAACAACAACAUUGACAACGAUUUUGAUUUCAUCAAGCCGAACUUCAUUGUGAGUGACUGCGAUUUUGACAUUCCGUUGAACUUGACGUUGAGCAACUUCAAAAUGAGCUCCAUUAUGAUCAUUGUGUUCAGCAAGACGAAGGGGUUGACAUUGGUUUUCAAAAACGAUCCGUUGGAGAACAUCGACGUGAACUCGACGUUUGACAGAAUCACCCCGAUUGCCAACUUCUUGCAGAAGAAAAUCGAGUCCCAGAUCAGCGACUUGUUCAAGGAAUUUCUGCCAAGUUUGCUUUACAAGUUCAGUUUGAAGUACACGACACAGUCGUUCGACCAGUUCCACAGGGAUCUUUUGAUUGAGGAGCAGGAAGAGGAUGACAACAGAAGGAAAAACAAGAUUCUUCUGAAGGAGUUGGAUCCAGAAAACCCGUUUAGGAUAUCGCCGGGUAGCUUGAUGAGGUCGACGAGGUUGUCCAGCAUGAGGCAGACGUUGUCGCUUGGGAACGGGAUCGACAAAUUGAGCUGCGACCGGUUCAACAAGGAUUUGAUCACCAAGGCGUUCAUGAACAUAUUGAUCAAUAAGUCGAAGAGCUACAACACCAACCGGAUUGAGUUGUCAGACAAGGACUUUGAGUUUGGAGAUGUCCACGACAAGCUGAACUUCAUCAGGAAUUUCCAGAACAGAGCGUACAGCAGGAACGUCAGCCACAAGCCGAAGAGGAGGACGAUCAAGAUGAAU
Pichia membranifaciens NRRL Y-2026 is the source of this 1020-nucleotide messenger RNA. RefSeq lists its product as hypothetical. Gene Ontology annotation, cellular component: ERMES complex. Lineage: Eukaryota; Fungi; Ascomycota; Pichiomycetes; Pichiales; Pichiaceae. The annotation marks the transcript as partial. Gene Ontology annotation, biological process: mitochondrion organization; phospholipid transport. Gene Ontology annotation, molecular function: lipid binding. The record is from RefSeq and is a predicted model, not a curated record. The transcript has a single exon.